CCGCCGUUGCCGCAUCGGCACCGCCUUGGGGCAUGGCCGUCAAUGUGUAUUCCACAUCUGUGACGAGCGAGAACCUGAGUCGCCAUGACAUGCUAUCCUGGGUCAACGACUCCCUGCAGCUCAACUACACGAAGAUCGAGCAGCUCUGUUCAGGUGCUGCCUAUUGCCAGUUCAUGGACAUGCUGUUCCCGGGCUGCAUCCACUUGAGGAAGGUGAAGUUCCAGGCCAAGCUGGAGCAUGAGUACAUCCACAACUUCAAGGUGCUGCAGGCGGCCUUCAAGAAGAUGGGCGUGGACAAGAUCAUCCCCGUGGAAAGGCUGGUCAAGGGGAAGUUCCAGGACAACUUUGAGUUCAUUCAGUGGUUUAAGAAGUUCUUUGACGCCAACUACGACGGGAAGGAAUACAACCCGCUGCUGGCGAGGCAAGGCCAGGAGGUGGCGCCCUCCCCAAACCCAGGUGAUCAGACCUUCAACAAACUCAAGAAACCCAUUGGCACCGCAGUUCCACAGAGAACCUCCCCAACAGGCCCCAAGAACUUGCAGAACCCAGUCCGAAUGAACGUCGCUCCCAGCAAUAUUGUACGGAAAAAUCCUCCUUUAGCCCGGAAUGGGGGCAGUGAAGCUGAUGCCCAGAUCGUGGAGCUCAACCAACAGCUGAUGGACCUGAAGCUGACGGUGGACGGGCUGGAGAAGGAGCGCGACUUCUACUUCAGCAAACUACGGGACAUCGAGCUGAUCUGCCAGGAGCACGAGAGCGAGAGCAGCCCCAUCGUCUCGGGCAUCAUUGGCAUCCUGUAUGCCACAGAGGAAGGCUUCGCCCCGCCAGAGGACGACGAGCUGGGAGAGCAGCAUCCGGAGGACCAGGACGAAUACUAGCUGUGCGCUCGCCCGCCUGCUCGCCCGCUCGCUGUCCCGCCAUUACAGACCGCCCCACGCUCCUCCUCCUCCUCCUCCUCCUCCUCCUCACUGACCAUGGACAUUUAAGGUUUUGCAUUGUACAGCCUCGUCCUGCACAGUCACACAUUAUAACAGGUUUCUACCGACACGAGAGGCCCACGGUGGUUUCUGGGGGUUUUGCAGAUGCCGCGGGAGGCCCACAGCGACCUGGUAGCUAGGCGUCCGUGGAGAGAGGGGGUCAGCGCCAUCAGUGGGCCUGCGGUGGGGCAGGCGGGGCCCCCGGCUGGCUGCCCUGGGCUCCUCCUCACCCCUCCCCCUCCUUCCCGGUCCCCAACUCAUCUUCCUUAUUUAUUGAUUUUAGUUGUCUUGGGUGUGAGCGCUCCCAAUUCCUUGUAUUAUAUUGAGAGACAAAUUCCUUGUAUAUUUUUCCGUACUGGAUUUCACUAGCACUUUGCCUGUCGUGUUCAUGCCCAGCCAAGCUCUGCUUCCCCCUCCUGGCUUCAAAGAAUUUGGGAGCGUUUGAGCCUGGAGGCCAGGCUCAGCACUGGAAGCGCGCCCAAUGGGUGGGUGCAGGGGGAGGGCUUGGGCUCGGAAUAUUUAUUUAUUGGGGGGGUAUUUUAAUGAUGCUGCUGAGCUGGGGGCAGAUGGAGAAGCCGCCAUCAGACAUAUCAAGUGGGCUUGCGGGGAGGAGAGCCAAGCAGAUGGUGGCUGGUUCUGGUUGGGGCUUCGUUGUGGAGGUGGGGGGGGGGCAGCCCCGGCGGCAGGGCAGCCUUGGCGUUUGGGAGGGAAGGGGAGCCCCCCCAAAUGUUUUGUUCCCCAGAAGCACCUCUGCGUUUGGCCUGUUGCACUUGGGGCCCACCGUUGGGGGCGGGGGGCACCGGCCUCUGCCCCUCCUCCUGCUUCUGGCCCCACCCAGGCUUGGCUCAUGCUGUUUUGACCAGAUUGCCACACAGACCCUGCCUUGAUCUGUUCCCCGUUUGCAUUGCCUGUUCGGUCACAGACACUGGUGUGCAAAGCCCUGCAUCUGUGUUGCAUUUUAUUUGAAAUAAACUUGUGUGGUUAACAA
Molecule: messenger RNA, 1962 nt
Organism: Elgaria multicarinata webbii
Lineage: Eukaryota; Metazoa; Chordata; Lepidosauria; Squamata; Anguidae
Gene: MAPRE3
Product: microtubule associated protein RP/EB family member 3
Exons: 7
Coding region: 33-875 (280 amino acids)
Biological process (GO): protein localization to microtubule; spindle assembly; regulation of microtubule polymerization or depolymerization
Cellular component (GO): cytoplasmic microtubule; microtubule plus-end; microtubule organizing center
Molecular function (GO): microtubule plus-end binding
Source: RefSeq, a predicted model, not a curated record